Molecule: messenger RNA, 862 nt
Organism: Porites lobata
Lineage: Eukaryota; Metazoa; Cnidaria; Anthozoa; Scleractinia; Poritidae
Source: the annotation of a GenBank genome assembly
AUGAACUGUUUAUUCCAGCACAAGGAAACCGAUAGUGUUGCUGGUGUAUGCGUCAAAAGCCUUCAACUCACUAAAAAUCGAGCAGCCGCCCUUCAUAACAUCAGGGUUCUUUGUCUAGCGUUAUAAUUAGCUACAUUUGCAAUCAAUACCUCCCGAACACCAGCACGACUAUUUGAAACGGGGGUUAAAGAGCUUAUUUCUGGGGAGGGUACUACGCAAGGCCGAUGCUUAAGCAAUUUGCAUGUAUGCCCUUAGUCUACAGCCGCUCAUCUCCCGCUAACAACCCUUGAGUCAAGCCAAACGAUGCUGCUUGCAGAUUAUGCGACAGGGUGUGAAUGGGUGGGGCAUGACAAAAUUGGUAGAGUUUGCUUUGUCGCAGCCCAAGGCUUGUUUCGCAACUUUCACAUUUGGUAAGACACCGCUGGACAUAAUUUUCUGCCUGACAAAGAAGAUCUACUCGCACCUCUGGAGCGCGCAAUAGCUCAUGCCCUCUAAUCGUCCAUUACAGGGUACAACAAGCUCUCUUGGGCACAACUGUACACAAGCUGAACGUGAUCGAGCUGCUGGCGUUUCCAGUGAGAAUGGGAAGCAUGGGCCAACAAAUCCGAGUCAAGUAGCAGCGUUAGAGUAUGCAGCAUCAACUAAUAUCUCUGGUCCAUUAGCCCAACAAAUAGAAUCACAGGUGCAUGAGCCACCAGAUGAAAAUAAAAUGCACGCUGUGCAACGGGAGAUGCGUCAAAUGAAGAAUCGGUAUCUGAAGGAAAAACGUGAUGAGGUGAAGGGCUUGAUUUCUGGAAAAAGUGUGAGAGCUGUUGACCUUGCCACUCAGUCAGCAGGUGCUUCUAGUUGGCUUACCGUUUAG